GAUUACUAAAUUUUAUAGACUGAACCAAACAUAGUAAUGCUAUAAACACUGCAUGCCAGCAUUAUAUUACUGUAUUAAAUCAAACGCUUUAAUGCAGUAUCAAUAGUAAUCUCAUUUAGAAAUCCAAAAUACCUGAAUAUGUUGAAAUACCCUAUAAUAUUACAUAACUUGAACCAAACGCGCCCUAAAGAAGAAGAGAGCGAGAGGAGAAACAGUAGUCUCUCUCUUUCUUCACCUGUGACGAAGCCUCGUCCACACCAAACCCUAUCCCUAAUGGUCAACAUUCACUAGGUCGAGGAACCUCUCUACUCCCUCAUACGAGGACUCCGUUAAAGGAGAGUGAUACUGUUAGAGUCAGCCAUGGAGGAGGAACAGUCACCUAAUUUAUCGGACAUGGAGAUGGACUUUCCUGAGGAUAACGGAAAGGGAAAAUGUUCUACUUCUGUACCGAUGUCUAUUGAUUCUCCCUCAAGCAGCAUGGAAAAUCUUGACAUGAGUGUGGCAAGUCUCGAGAAAUUCUGCAAGGAAGCUGCAAGGGCGUUCUUCAAUGAUUGGGGUCUCAUUAGUCAUCAGAUAAAUUCCUACAAUGAAUUUAUAGCCCAUGGGCUUCAAGAUCUUUUUGAUUCUCUCGGUGAAAUAACUGUUGAGCCGGGCUACGAUCCUUCAAAGAAAGGGGGAAGUGCUUGGAGACAUGCGACCAUCUCAUUUGGAAAAGUUAGUCUGGAAAAACCUGUAUUUUGGUCCGGGAAGAAUGAUUAUGAAGAGGAAUGCCUGAAGUUGACUCCUAGACAUGCACGCCUUCAAAACAUGACAUAUUCUUCACAAAUGAAAGUGGAAGUUCGGGUUCAGGUCUAUUCACAUGAGAAAAGUGACAAAGCUAAGUCGGGGAAGGACCAGUCGGGGAAGGACCAAUCCGUUCACAAGAGGGUGUGGGCUGAUGAAAAGAAGGAGAUUACCAUAGGAAGGUUGCCUGUAAUGGUGAGAUCGAAUCUUUGUUGGCUGAACACGCUUGGGAAAAGUGAUUGCCUUUUUGAUUCUGGUGGCUACUUUUUGAUCAAAGGAAUGGAGAAGACCUUUAUUGCUCAGGAGCAGAGAUGUUUAACAAGGCUCUGGGUAACUGAUAGGCCAGUCUGGACGGUGUCAUAUAUUUCUGAAAUAAAAAGAAAAAGAAUCUAUAUAAAGCUUCUUGAGUCGCCAAAGGCUGAAGGUUCCAAUGGUCGAAGAGUUAUCAGCUUAUAUUUCUUGUACGCAACAGCGCCUAUAUGGUUAAUGUUCUUUGCCCUCGGUGCAUCAUCUGAUAAAGAGAUUUUUGAGAUGAUCGAUCUUGAAGACUGUAGUGCUUCUAUUGUAAACAUACUUCUAGCAACGAUAAAAGAGACGGAUGAGCAAUUUGAGGGCUUCCGCAAAGAAGACAAAGCUCGUGAAUACAUUAAUGAGCAGAUAAAAAAUGCAAAAUUUCCUCCGUCCGAAUCGUUCGACGAAUAUGUUUCUAAGUACCUAUUUCCUGGUGUUAGUGGGCAUCGCCAGAAAGCGCUUUCCCUUGGAUACAUGGUGAAAUGCCUCUUACUUGCCUUUUCUGGGAAACGAAAGUGCGACAACAAGGAUGAUUUCAGGAACAAGAGAUUGGAUUUAGCUGGUGAACUGCUUGCGAGAGAAUUGAGGGCACAUAUUAGACAUGCUGAGAAGCGAAUGGUUAAGACAAUGCAGAGAGAUUUAUAUGGGGACCGCGACUUGCAAUUGAUUGAACGUUAUUGGGAUGCCUCGAUUAUCACAAAUGGCAUAAACCGGGCCUUUUCAACUGGUGCGUGGUGUCAUCCAUAUAAGAGAACUGAAAGAAUAUCAGGCAUUGUCGCAACUCUUAGAAGAACAAAUCCUCUCCAAAUGAUGUCUGAUUUGAGGAAAACGCGCCAACAGGUUGCUUACGCAGGGAAGGCCGGAGAUGCUAGAUACCCAAACCCGUCCUACUGGGGUAAAUUGUGCUUUCUAUCCACUCCAGAUGGUGAAAAUUGUGGACUUGUCAAAAAUUUGGCCGUUACUGCUAUUGUCAGCUCGAGAAUAAUGGAACCAAUCUUGGAUAAAUUGGUUUCUUGCGGAAUGGAGAAAUUGGACGAAAGUCCUUUAUCAUCAACAACCAAAAUGGAUAAAGUCUUCCUGAAUGGGGACUGGAUAGGAGUUUGUGCAGACCCAAGUUCAUUUGUUGAAAGUUUCAGAUGCAUGCGUCGCAACAAAGUAAUUCAUGCACAGGUGGAAAUCAAAAGGGACAAGCACCAAAAAGAAGUACGUAUAUUUUCUGAUGCGGGAAGGAUUAUGAGGCCCCUUCUUGUGGUUGAUAAUCUCAAGAAAAUAAAAAAUCUCAAAGGAGGAUCGUACUCUUUCCAGUAUCUUAUGGAUCAAGAAAUCAUAGAACUCAUUGGUGUUGAAGAAGAGGAAGACUUGCAAACUGCAUGGGGAGUUAGGCAUCUCUUUGUAGGAGAUAAAGGAGAGCCUAUUCCUAAGUACUCCCAUAGUGAACUUGAACUAUCUUUUCUAAUGGGAUUAAGUUGUGGAAUUAUUCCUUUCGCUAACCACAAUUUUGCUCGAAGGGUCCUGUAUCAGUCUGAGAAGCACUCUCAGCAGGCUAUUGGCUUCUCAACGACAAAUCCUAACAUCCGAGUUGACACUUUGUCACACCAGCUUUAUUAUCCGCAGAGGCCCCUGUUCAAAACAGUGAUAGCUGAUUGCCUUGGUAGGACUGAUUAUAGUCCUGGGCGUAAAGAUGAUGUUGCUCGACCUGAAUAUUUCAAUGGCCAGAAUGCAAUUGUAGCUGUCAACGUUCAUCAGGGAUACAACCAAGAGGAUUCUUUGGUCAUGAAUAGGACUUCCCUAGAGCGUGGUAUGUUCCGCACUGAACAUUUCAGAAGCUACAAAGCUGAGGUCGAAAACAAGGAUUUCACGAAUCGGCUGAAGCCGAAGGAUAAGGUUGACUUUGGCAAAACUCAAAGCAAGAAAGGGCGGGUUGACAGUUUAGACGAUGACGGCUUACCAUACAUCAGUGCAAGUCUCCAGAGUGGUGACAUUGUCAUAGGAAAAGUUGCAGAAUCGGGAGAAGAUCACAGUAUAAAGCUAAAACAUACAGAAAAAGGGAUGGUGCAGAAAGUUAUUCUUUCUGCCAAUGAUGAAGGGAAAAACUUUGCAGUUGUAACUCUCAGACAGGUUCGAUCUCCCUGUCUUGGAGACAAGUUUUCCAGUAUGCAUGGUCAGAAAGGUGUGGUUGGGUUCUUGGAGUCUCAAGAAAAUUUUCCAUUUACACGUCAAGGAAUAGUUCCUGAUAUUGUGAUUAAUCCUCAUGCCUUCCCAACACGGCAAACUCCUGGCCAGCUUCUUGAAGCUGCUCUGGGAAAGGGGAUAGCAUGUGGAGGUUCAGCAAGAUAUGCCACACCAUUCACUACUCCCUCUGUUGAUGUUAUCACAGAGCAGUUGCACAGGGCUGGAUAUUCAAGGUGGGGGAGCGAGAAGGUUCUUAACGGUCGGACUGGGGAAAUGAUGCGAUCCAUGAUCUUCAUGGGCCCCACCUUUUAUCAGCGGCUGAUCCACAUGGCCGAAGACAAGGUGAAGUUCAGAAACACGGGCCCAGUCCACCCGCUGACGAGGCAGCCGGUGGCCGAUAGGAAGAGAUUCGGCGGCGUGAAAUUCGGGGAGAUGGAGCGCGACUGCCUCCUCGCCCACGGGGCGGCUGCAAACCUCCAUGAGCGGCUCUUCAUGCUCAGUGACUUCUCUCAGAUGCACAUUUGCCAGACGUGCAAGCGGGCCGCGAACGUCAUCCUCCGGCCCGUCCCAGGAGGUAAGAAGAUCCGUGGCCCGUUUUGUGGUUUCUGCCGCUCUGCUGAGAAUAUUGUAAAGAUCAAUGUGCCCUACGGCGCGAAGCUGCUCUACCAGGAGCUGUUUAGCACUGGUAUCUGCCUUAAGUUUGAAACUGAAGUUUGCUGAGUCAGAAAACCCUAGGUGAACUCUUUAUCAUGCUUAACUUUAGUGGCUAAUUAAAGAAAUUUAAGCUGGUUGUAUAUAUCUAUGCUAGGUGGGAGAUUUUGAGUUGUUGUGUGAUUCAAAAUAGUUCUCUCUCUCCAUUAACUGAACCGGAGAAAAGCCCAUCUAAUGUGUAUGCGCGUCUAGUUAACAGUUAGGCCUGUAUUAGACUGAGAAUUAGCCAUGGUUUGGAUUUGUCGAUAAUUUAUCAACGCCAUUCUCAUUGCGUGCUUUGAUAAGGAUUUGGUUUACAAUUAUUGAUUUUCCGCUGAAUCCGCAUUAGCAUCCAAAAAUGAGUCGGAAGGAAGAAACAACUGAUGUAAAAGGACUGGUUGGUUUGUUUCGUGAAAGAAAAAUGCUACAUUACACCUUCGAUUA
Ananas comosus (pineapple) is the source of this 4380-nucleotide messenger RNA. RefSeq names its product DNA-directed RNA polymerases IV and V subunit 2-like. The record is from RefSeq and is a predicted model, not a curated record. The transcript is spliced from 8 exons. NCBI's taxonomy places the organism in Eukaryota, Viridiplantae, Streptophyta, Magnoliopsida, Poales, Bromeliaceae. Gene Ontology annotation, biological process: DNA-templated transcription. Gene Ontology annotation, cellular component: RNA polymerase II, core complex. Gene Ontology annotation, molecular function: ribonucleoside binding; DNA binding; DNA-directed RNA polymerase activity. Bases 361 to 3966 code for a protein of 1201 amino acids.